This is a messenger RNA of Glycine soja, 1255 nucleotides long. RefSeq names its product reticulon-like protein B5. The record is from RefSeq and is a predicted model, not a curated record. Lineage: Eukaryota; Viridiplantae; Streptophyta; Magnoliopsida; Fabales; Fabaceae. The coding region runs from base 16 to 960 and encodes 314 amino acids. The transcript is spliced from 5 exons.
UCGUGCCAGAUUCAAAUGUGUCCCGAGCCUGAGCUUCGGGACCCGAACCUCGUCAUGCGCAACACUAUAAAUUGGGACACCGAGCGCAUCGCACGUUACUUGUACUUGCCCUCAGCACCAGCCGAAAGCCAAGAAAAAGCUUUCGAUCCCUGUAACUGCGUUCGACUAUUUAGGGUUUUUUCGGAGACAAUGGCGGAUGAAUCGGAGCACACGGCGGCGCCGGCUGCCGGCGAAUCGCUGCUCGACAAGAUCGCCGAGAAGAUUCACGGCCACGACGACUCUUCCUCUUCCUCCGAUUCCGAUUCGGAUAAAAAGGAAUCUUCGUCGAUUAAGGAGAAGGUUUUCCGCCUCUUUGGAAGGGAGAAGCCAGUUCACUCCGUCCUCGGCGGCGGAAAACCUGCUGAUGUUCUCUUGUGGAGGAACAAGAAGAUAUCUGCUGGUGUACUUGGUGUAGCCACGGCUAUUUGGAUCUUUUUUGAGUUGCUUGAAUAUCACCUGCUUACUCUAGUCUGUCACAUUUCCAUUCUGUUGCUUGCGGUUUUAUUUUUGUGGUCCAAUGCCCAUACCUUUAUUCACAAGGCACCACCUCGCAUCCCGGUUGUUCAUAUCCCCGAAGAACCAAUUCUCCAAUUUGCAUCUGCAUUGACAAUUGAAAUCAACCGUGGAUUUGCUGCCUUGCAUGCUAUUGGUUCUGGAAGAGAUUUGAAGACAUUUCUCAUUGUUAUUGUUGGGACGUGGAUUAUAUCAAUUGUGGGGAGCUGGUGCAAUUUCUUGACCUUGUUCUACAUUGCUUUUGUUUUGUUGCAUACGGUUCCUGUCUUGUAUGACAAGUAUGAGGAUAAGAUAGACCCUCUAGCAGAGAAGGCACUCAUUGAGUUCAAGAAGCAGUAUGCUGUGUUUGACGAAAAGGUCUUGAGUAAGAUCCCGAAAGGCCCAUUGAAAGAGAAGAAGUUAGCUUAGUGUUUAAGUAUUUGUACUCUCAUCAAGAACUAAAAAGGAGGCUACAACUUCAGUCUUUUUUAUUUACUAGAGCCUCGUUUCUUUCAAACCAUAUACCAAGCCUUGUUUUGGAUUUUCUUUAGGCGGGUGUGGUACUCGCGGGUUUAGCUUCAAGAUGUAGCUUUUGAUUUUGCUAUAAGCAUGUCGAUUUUGCUUAUUACAGUGUUUGUUGGACUUGUAGUCUUCAAUGGACAAUUAAUUUGUAAGCAAGAAAUAUUUAUGUUAAUUGUCAACGUUAUUUUUCAUUGAUGAAAAA